Molecule: messenger RNA, 1016 nt
Organism: Amaranthus tricolor (Joseph's coat)
Lineage: Eukaryota; Viridiplantae; Streptophyta; Magnoliopsida; Caryophyllales; Amaranthaceae
Product: proteasome subunit beta type-2-A-like
Exons: 3
Coding region: 134-769 (211 amino acids)
Biological process (GO): proteasomal protein catabolic process
Cellular component (GO): nucleus; proteasome core complex; proteasome core complex, beta-subunit complex
Molecular function (GO): peptidase activity
Source: RefSeq, a predicted model, not a curated record
CCGACCCAAAAGAAAAAAGGAAAAGCAAGUGUCAGUUUAACUCUACCAUUCUUCUCGGCCAAAACACACGUAUUUUAAGGUUAAACGUCUGAACCACUGCUUUCCUCCAAAUCAAAGCAAACAAGAUUCAGAAAUGGAGUGUGUAUUUGGACUAGUCGGUAAUGGGUUUGCGGUGAUUGCUGCUGAUACAUCAGCUGUUAACAGUAUUUUGGUACACAAAAACAAUGAAGACAAGAUCAUGAUCCUUGAUUCUCACAAGCUUAUGGGUGCUAGUGGCGAGGCUGGCGACAGAGUUCAAUUUACGGAGUAUAUUCAGAAGAAUGUUGCUUUGUAUCAGUUUAGGAAUGGUAUACCUUUGACUACUUCUGCUGCUGCUAAUUUUACUCGCGGUGAGCUUGCUACUGCCUUGCGAAAGAAUCCAUAUUUUGUGAAUGUACUUUUAGCUGGCUACGAUGCCGAGACUGGACCAUCGUUGUACUUCAUUGAUUACAUUGCAACACUCCACAAGGUUGAUAAGGCUGCAUUUGGGUAUGGUUCUUAUUUCUCUCUUGCCAUGAUGGAUCGGCAUUACCACAGCAACAUGUCCCUUGAUGAAGCUAUCAAAUUGGUUGAUGACUGCAUAGCAGAAAUUAGAUCCAGGCUGGUUGUAGCUCCACCAAAUUUUGUGAUCAAGAUUGUUGAUAAAGAUGGAGCACGGGAAUAUGCAUGGCGGGAAUCCAUCAAAAAUAAACCCACUGAAUCUGCAGAUGCUAUUGCUGCUUCUGCCUAAGGGGUUUCAAUUUGAAUAGGCCCUUUAAUACUCUUUCUGAAGCUAGUAGCAUUGAUGUAACAGGAGAUUGCUGCUUUGUCUGAAACCGUAUGCCUCGUAUGCCCCUAUGCCCUUGUUCUUUUGGAGCUAUCGCCUUGAGUCUGUCUGUUUACACUUAACUUAAUGGUAAAGCUCAUAUAUUUUGUAACAUGGACCAUGGUGACGAGAUUGACUUGUCUGAUAAAUGAACAAAGGAGUGAUUUGAUUA